AUGCUUGACCAAAAUAGAGUUCUCUGUCCUGAACAAGUGUGUGGAGUUCAAGAUAGUUUCUGUUCCGUCUCCUUAGAAGCUGCUUGUAAUGAAUCAAUUUAUAUACUUUUUCCAAUGUUACCCUUUCUUCACGAAUACGCUGAAUUUGGAUUUUGGACAAGUACAAUUAAUAAUUUGCGUCCGUUUGAUAUUAUUCCUCUUCCUGACUUUAUUUGUUAUAAUGAAGAACGAUGUCUUUUCUUGGAAAAAGAUUUUACAUUAGAAAAUAAAUCAUGUUCAUAUCUCGAACAAUAUGAUUUAUUAGAUAUUAAUGACCUUAUCGAAUUAGUUCAUACAUGUUUGUCAAUUGAUAAGAGCGGUAAUAGCACAGAUUGUUUUCAUCCAUCGUUAUUCCAUUGUCCAAAUACAUCAAAAUGUAUUUCAAAACAUCGAAUACUCGAUGGAGUUUCUGAUUGUAUGAAUGAUGCAGAUGAAGUCGAAAUAGAUUCAUGCGAAUUUAAUGAUAAAUAUCGUUUUCACUGUUGGUCCGAAGAUAAAUGUCUCGCACCUGUUCUUAUACGAAACUUCCUGACAGAUUGUCGCCGUAAUGAAGAUGAAAUAUUUGACACAAGUCGAAAGUUUUCUUUUCAAAAUCUUUGUAAUGGAAUUACGCAAUUAUCAUCCAUAAUUAUCGAAGAUAAAGAAGAAACAGAUGAAACAAAUUGUGAACACUGGCCAUGUAAUAAUCAAUAUACUCAAUGUAAUGGUGCAUGGGAAUGUUCGAGUGGUCUCGACGAAGUUAAUUGUGAUGCAACAUCUCCAUGUUAUCCUAAUCAUCAUUUAUGUGUAUCACCGAUCGAUUUAGAAAUCAAAUGUUUACCAGUAAAUCAAGCUGGAGAUGGAAAAAUAGAUUGUCUUGGAUCAACCGAUGAAAGAGCUUUUUGUCGAAGAUACCGUUCAAAAGACCCUCAAUCUCGUUAUCGAUGUUGGAAUGAAAGUCGCUGUGCUUCAGUGGGUUGUUUCGGCUUGAUUAAUUGUCAAUAUGAAUGGAAACAUUUCGAUGCGGAAAUAUGCUGGCAAGAUCCACAAAUAAUGAAAAUAUUAAAAAGUCCUGCUUUAGAUGAAUAUAUGGGAACUAAUCGUCUUGGUCAAAGUGUUUAUUUUAUUUUAAGUAAUAUGAGUCGUUUUGGAUCAAAUAUAUGGUAUAAAAACUUCAGUUACAAUAAUGUAGAUACUUUCAUCGAUCAUAAUGAUUCGUCGUCAAAGAAAAAUUCUAGAAAUAUAACUUACUAUGAAGCAUGGAUUUGUAAUCGAGGUAUUCUAAUCUUUCUAGGACAAGAAAAAAUUCAACGUUGUCUUUGUCCUCCAAGUUAUUAUGGAAAUCGAUGUCAAUAUCAAAGUCAACGUGUAAGUUUAACUUUACAAUUUAGUAAAGAAUGUGCUCCUAGUUGUCGUGGAAUAUACACUAUCAUUAUAACUCUCAUUGAUAAUAAUUAUAUUAUUCAUUCAUACGAUCAAUUUACAUAUAUGUCUACAAGUAAUUGUGAUAUAAAACAUAAUAUCUACUUACUUUUUCAAAAUCGAUCAAAAAAUCUUGAAAAAAAUUAUACAAUUCACAUCGAUGCUUAUAAUAAAAUUGAUCUUCUUCAUUAUGUCAGUUGGAUAUUACCAAUAAAAUUUCUCUUUUUACCUGUCAAUCGUAUUUCUGCCCAUCUAACUCUGCCUUCUCAUCGAACAACGCAUACCGAUACUUGUCCAUUGAUUUGUAAUAAUCACGGUCGUUGCAGCACAUACUUCAAUAGAAAAGAAAACUUUUGUCUUUGUGAUUCUGGAUGGUCAGGUUUAAAUUGUUCAAUUCAAUUAAAUACAUGCGAUUGUUCAUCAAAUUCCAAAUGUCUUGGUGAAGUUAAUAAUCGAUCGAUCUGUUUAUGUUCAUAUCUGAAAUUUGGACCACGUUGUCUUCUUUCUUCAAUAUGUCAAAACAAUCCUUGUAAAAAUAAUGGACAAUGCAUAGCAGAUAACAAACAAAUAUCAAGAGAUGCGUUCAUAUGUGUUUGUACAAAUGGUUAUUCUGGUUCAACAUGUGAAAUAGAAGAUACUCGUAUAGAUAUUUCCUUUCAUGGUGUUGAUAUUCCUUCAUUUCUAUUAAUUCAUUUUAUAACUGUACAAACGAAUAAUCAUCCUUUAAUAACAACAAUAUCAAAGAAAAUUCGUUUUGAUGAAUAUAGUACAACAUUAUCUAUUUCAAUUCCAUUUAAUUUAAUAUUUAUACAACUUCAAAAUAAUUAUUAUCUUACUUUUCUUCAAAAUAAUAAUUCAUUGUCUCUUCAAAGAAUUUCACUUGAAAUGAAAUCAUUUCAAGAAUGUCCUUCUAUUCAUCAAUUAUUUGAUAAACAAAUACUUUUGUUUCAUAUAUUACGUCGAGCAAAAUUUUAUUAUAGGAUAUGUCGAGAAAAUCCUCAUUUAUCGUGCUUUUAUGAUCCCGAAGCAUUUAUAUGUUUAUGUAACAAUGAUAAUUUUUCGAAUUGUUUUUCAUUCGAUUUCAAUAAAACUUCUGUUUGUAAGGGACGAACAACAUGUGAAAAUGAUGGGCAAUGUCUUCAAGAUCGUGCAACAUGUCCACAAUCAACGAUGUGUAUAUGUUCCGAAUGUUUUUAUGGUGGAAAAUGUCAAUUUACAACGAAAGGUUUUAGUUUAUCAUUGAAUAUUAUUCUUGGAUAUCAUAUUCACUCACAUUUAUCAAUUAUUCAACAACCGCUUCCAGUUAAAAUUAGUAUUACAAUAACAACAUUAAUGUUUGUAAUUGGUUUGUUGAAUGGAUUUUUUUCUAUAAUAACAUUUUAUUCUCAACGUCUUCGUCAAACUGGUUGUGGAUUGUAUCUUCUUGUCUCAUCGAUAAUAUCAGUUUUUUGUUCGAUUAUCUUUGAAUUGAAAUUUUGGUUUUUAAUUCUUUUACAAAUGUCUUUAUUUACGAAUCGUACUUUUAUUCAUUUUGAUUGUAUUUUAAUGGAAUUUAUUCUUCAAUCUCUCAUAACAAUGAUCAAUUGGUUAAAUGCUUGUGUUGCUGUUGAAAGAGUUUUUAUUCUUUUGAAAGGGCCUUAUUUUAAUAAAAAGAAAAGUAAAAAAAUUGCAAAAUGGGUUAUUAUUGGAAUAAUGAUUUGUUCUUGUCUUAGUUUUCUACAUGAUGCAAUUCAUCGUGAAUUAAUUGAUGAUGAAGAAGAAUCACGAAUAUGGUGUAUUGUUCGUUAUUCUUCUAAGAUAAAAACAUUUGAUUCAUUUAUGAAUAUAUUUCAUUUUAUUUUACCAUUUUCUAUUAAUAUUAUUUCAACAGUAAUUAUCAUAAUAACUAUUGCUCGUAAUCGUUCGGCUAAACAAAAUAAAUUAAGUUAUAUUGAACAUUUACGUACACAAAUUGCUGAACAUAAACAUCAUAUUAUAAGUCCAUUUAUUUUAGUUCUUUUAACUAUACCACGUCUGAUUAUUUCGUUCUUUUCUGGUUGUAUGAAAUCAAUUCGAAAUCCAUGGUUAUUUUUAUUUGGCUAUUUCAUUUCUUUUAUACCACCUUUAUUAACAUUCGUUAUUUUUGUUUGGCCUUCGGAAACAUACAAAAAAGAAAUUAAGACAAUACUUCAACGACAAAGGAAUCGACUUUCGAGUCCAUAA
This is a messenger RNA of Adineta ricciae, 3642 nucleotides long. The record is from the annotation of a GenBank genome assembly. NCBI's taxonomy places the organism in Eukaryota, Metazoa, Rotifera, Eurotatoria, Adinetida, Adinetidae.